Lactuca sativa (garden lettuce) is the source of this 864-nucleotide messenger RNA. RefSeq lists its product as uncharacterized. NCBI's taxonomy places the organism in Eukaryota, Viridiplantae, Streptophyta, Magnoliopsida, Asterales, Asteraceae. The record is from RefSeq and is a predicted model, not a curated record.
AUGGAUCAAUUUGAUCUGGCCCAUCCGUACAAUGAUAAUAACGACGAAGACGAUUUGUUCGUGAGUAUGAUGUACCGGUAUUAUACAGACAGCCUAUUACAGCCAGAUCCAGCUCCACUACUCACGCGAUGUACGACGUUAAAUAGAGAUCGUGAGGAAAGACAUAGACGGCUAGUUAACGAUUACUUUGCAGAAAAUUGUGUCUAUCAGCCAAACGAUUUCAAAAGAAGAUUUCGUUUGCGAAAAAAUGUGUUUGAAAGGAUAGUCAACGCUAUGGAAGCAAGGUAUGAAUUUUUCCAAUUGAGAUAUGAUGCUAGAGGCAAACGAGGCUUCACAGGGUUGCAAAAAUAUGUUGCUGCAAUUAAACUUAUGGCAAUGGGGGAGUCGCCGGAUUCUGUUGACGAUUAUAUGAGAAUGUCUGAGAGGACCGCACGAGAAAGUUUGUAUUUAUUGGCAAGAAGUGUUGUCGAAACCUUCGGUGACCAAUACUUGCGCAAGACUUCGUUGCAUUAUAUGCAACAACUAUAUGUGGCGCAUGAAGAAAGACAUGGUUUUCCGGGUAUGCUUGGGAGCAUUGACUGCGCACACUGGAAAUGGAGAAAUUGUCCCGUGGCGUGGAAAGGCCGAUAUUCGAGCGGUCAUCAUGUAGCGCCUUCGUUGGUAUUAGAGGUUGUUGCUUCACACGAUUUAUGGAUUUGGCAUGCUUUUUUCGGGGUUGCGGGUUCUAGCAACGACGUCAACAUUCUCGAUCAAUCACUAAUAUUUGACGAUCUUUUGUCAGGAAAAGCCACGGAUGCUCUUUUAACAGUGAAUGGAAAUGAAUAUAAGUUUGAGAAUUACCUUACAGACGAAAUAUAUCCAUAA